Molecule: messenger RNA, 1806 nt
Organism: Closterium sp. Yama58-4
Lineage: Eukaryota; Viridiplantae; Streptophyta; Zygnematophyceae; Desmidiales; Closteriaceae
Source: the annotation of a GenBank genome assembly
AUGGAGCACUUGUCUCCAGGACUCAUGUCAAGCCUCUUCAGCGCACAGCGCGUGGCAGGCUGUGCGGUGACGCCCACUCCGCCACCUGGUAAACGCCCGCGCACGCAUCACUCCUUGCCCUCCAGCUCGUCGGCGCCGCGCUCGCUGCUGCAGCUGCCGUCACAGCGCGCGAGCGUCCAUACAAGCACACCCAAGCUCCCCUCCACCACUCCAUCUCAUGUCGUCACAAGAAAAACCGCCAGCAGCAGCGGCAGCAACGCGAGCAUGAGCAGCAGGCGGGCAGCAGGGUGCGUAGUGUGCUCAGGGGGCGACUCAUGGCAGCGCACGGGCCAACCAUGCCGGACAGCGCCACCAACACCCACAACGGCCAGACGGCUAGGCGGCAAGCUGACGGCCGGGAACUUGUCAGCGCAGCGGGUGCGGCAAGAGCAGGCGCAGCGGGGGUGUGGGUGCGUGGCCGCCGUGUCCAUGGCGAGUCCGCCCGGGCCCGUCGCAGAGCCCGGGCCCGGCGUCAGCGACAGCGGCGGUGGCGCGGGCGAGCAGGCGGGCACGGGGGAGGAGCGCGUGGGCGUGUUGCUGCUGAACCUGGGCGGGCCCGACACGCUUGACGACGUGCAGCCCUUCCUCUUCAACCUCUUCGCCGACCCGGACAUUAUCCGGCUUCCGCGCGCGCUGCGGUUCCUGCAGCGCCCCAUCGCGCAGUUCAUCUCGACGAUGCGCGCGCCCAAGAGCCAGGAGGGCUACGCCGCCAUCGGCGGGGGCUCGCCGCUGCGCCGCAUCACCAUGGACCAGGCGGAGGAGCUGGGGAAGGCGUUGCGGAAGAAGGAGGUAGCGGCGAAGGUGUACGUGGGCAUGCGCUACUGGCACCCCUUCACCGAAGAGGCCAUCUACCAGAUAAAGCAGGACCGCAUAACGCGGCUGGUGGUGCUGCCGCUGUACCCGCAGUUCUCCAUCACCACCAGCGGCUCCUCGCUGCGCCUGCUCGAACGCAUUUUCAGGGAGGACGAGUACCUGGUGACGAUGCAGCACACCGUCAUCCCCUCGUGGUACCAGCGCCGCGGCUACGUUGAGGCCAUGGCCACGCUCAUCCAGAAGGAGCUGCUCGCCUUCUCGCGCCCAGAAAUUGUGAACAUCUUUUUCAGUGCGCACGGGGUGCCGGUGGCGUACGUGGAGGAGGCGGGCGACCCGUACAAGGCGGAGAUGGAGGAGUGCGUGGGGCUCGUCAUGGACGAGCUGCGCCGCCGCGGCGUCUACAACAACUACACCCUCGCCUACCAGAGUCGCGUGGGGCCAGUGGAGUGGUUGAAGCCGUACACGGACGAGAGCAUAGAGACACUGGGCAAGGCGGGCGUCAAGAGCCUGCUCGCCGUCCCCAUCAGCUUUGUGAGCGAGCACAUAGAGACGUUGGAGGAGAUCGACAUGGAGUACCGCGAGCUGGCGCUGGCGUCGGGCGUGGAGGAGUGGGGGCGCGUGCCCGCGCUGGGGUGCGAGCCGUCCUUCAUUGAGGACCUGGCAGACGCCGUGCUCGAGGCGCUGCCCUACGUCGGUGCCAUGGCCGCCUCCUCCAUCGAAGCCCGCCAGGCGCUGGUGCCGCUGGGCAGUGUGGAGGAGCUGCUGGCCACGUACGACAUCGAGCGGAGAGAGCUGCCGGCGCCCGUGGCCAUGUGGGAGUGGGGGUGGACCAAGAGUGCUGAGACGUGGAACGGGCGUGCCGCCAUGCUGGCCGUGCUGGGGCUGCUGCUGCUGGAGGUCAGCACGGGCCGUGGCAUUCUGCACCAACUCGGCAUCCUGCCCCCCCUCCUAUGA